AGCAGGUGGCGCCAUUGUGGAAAUCAGCAUUCGCAACAAUAAUGUUUACGGAUGUCGUUUGAUAUACACGCGAGACAUUCACUGACAUUCUAGUAUUAACAUUUCUUGCUCUGCAGUCUUACCUAUUGAAUUGAUCUACUGUUAUAUUGUUAGCUAGUCAUGAAAAACGAAUAUUGAACACAACUUGUGCUUAACGUGUCAAAAACGUAUAGUAUGCAGUAAGUUAGUUUAGAUGAGAAGAGUUUAUAUCGCUAACUGACCCUUAGCAUGUCUCGCAGGUUGGUGUCAUUUUUGGCCUCUCGGCUUAGCUCACAGUUUGUCAUGUCCAGAGUAACUUCAGUGAGCAUUUGUCACGCAAGCAGAGAUGCUAAAGUCUGGAAGGGGCAGAGCUACGUCGACCGUGUUGCAAACCACAGACCAAGACAGAGGGAUGAUCUGUUUGAAGAUGAUUCACAGAUGGAAGAUGUCGAGGACAGGCUCCAGGCCAUAGUCACUCAAGAGAGGAAAAAGCAGAAGACUUUGAAGUACCAUAAAGUCAAAAGACACAUGACCCCAAAAGGUGCUCCAGAGAGGAAGCUGACCUGGGACGCUAUGGAGCAGAUAAGGUAUCUGAAGCAGGCGGAGCCAGAGGAGUGGACUGUGGAGCGCCUGGCAGAGGGAUUCUCUGUCAGCUCUGAUGUCAUCCGCAGGAUCCUGCAGAGCAAGUUCACUGCGCCUCCAGAGAGGAAGGUUAAGCAAGACGCCAGUGUGCUGGCGAAAGCCCACCAGCAGGCUCUAUCUGUGGGUAGAAAACCAGGCAGGUUGCAGCUGCCUAUGGGCUCACCAGCCAUGCUGCCAGCUGGAGCUACGUCUGUUGCUCUGGUGGCCCUGGCUAGCUCCAGUCUUACGCCCUGUGACGAUGGCGCAAAGUCCCCGGCUACUGGAAGUGGCACUGCUCUUUCUUCGUUGCCUACCCAGAAUAGAGGUUCACUUACUGUUUUGAGUAAACACACCUCAGUUACAGAGCUGCCUAGAGCAAACAAGGAGGGUAUGUUGGACAAUGUUUUUGAGGAUGAUGAUGAUGAGGAGGAGGUCUGGGAUGGAAUGGUGUUUUCAGAGGAACAACUGGAGGAACUUAUGAUGUCCCCAAAGUCCUGUCCAGUGACUCAGGAUGGGAAUGAAUUCUUUGACAGUGAUGGCAAUUUCUUGUACAGAAUCUGACACUUGAAUGUAAAUUUUCUUUGUUCUUUUUUGUUAACAAUGUAUCACAACCUUGAAAAUAUCAAAAGACUUACCCUGAUAGAACCUAAUAAAGCACUGUGUCAAUAAUAGUUGACAGGAGCUGAAAGCA
Messenger RNA from Hypomesus transpacificus, 1330 nucleotides. RefSeq names its product neugrin, neurite outgrowth associated (gene ngrn). NCBI's taxonomy places the organism in Eukaryota, Metazoa, Chordata, Actinopteri, Osmeriformes, Osmeridae. The record is from RefSeq and is a predicted model, not a curated record. The coding region runs from base 268 to 1200 and encodes 310 amino acids. The transcript has 3 exons. Gene Ontology annotation, cellular component: nucleus.